This is a messenger RNA of Cladophialophora bantiana CBS 173.52, 1416 nucleotides long. RefSeq lists its product as uncharacterized. The record is from RefSeq and is a predicted model, not a curated record. Lineage: Eukaryota; Fungi; Ascomycota; Eurotiomycetes; Chaetothyriales; Herpotrichiellaceae. The transcript is spliced from 6 exons. Bases 1 to 1416 code for a protein of 471 amino acids.
AUGGCGCCUAGAUGGCCGCAGGUAAACAAUGGCCCCGAACACAUCAACGAGCAUGCCACAUACCUUAGAGAAGCGUGCAACCAACUGCAGGCAGCGGAUAAAGGCAGAACCAAUCAGAUUCCAUGGCACAUAGUCCAAAGUUACACCGAAUCCACCCUCGCACUCAUUGGUAAAGUGCUGCAGCAGCCAUCCGUGGGGGAGGUGCUCCAUCACAUCCAAGACGCGGCAAAAGACAUCCAGGCCAUUCAGAGAGACGUCACGGCUGUCAAGAGCUCCAUAGGACUAGGCACUACAUCACUCAACUCGGCCAAAGGCUCAACGCUACUACCACCACCGUCAGUGCUAGUACAACCAGGAUCACACACCACAAAGACACAAAGCACAGUGACCGCAUACAGAGACCGACUGGUGACAGUUAAGCUCAAAGACUAUAGCAUCGUGCAACGGUACCGCAAUCAUCCGAUCACCUGGACUAAACAACAAGUACAAAACUCCAUACGAGACAACACUGCUACUAGAGCGAUCAAGCUCGUCGACGCACAUCAGCUCAAAAGUGGAUGGCUAAAAGGCCUAGGAGAUCAAGCAGAAGUCAUCGUGCCGACCUAUGGAGUCAUUGUCCAUGGCAUCUCUACCAAAUCCAUCAAUAUCAAAGAUCAGAGGGCAACCAUCCAACAGAUACUAACAGACAACUACACCGUGAUCCCCGAUGCCAAGAUAUCAUACGUAGAAUGGCUAACCAGAGAAGGCCCCCUUAAACAUGCAUCCUCCAUAGUAGUUAAAUUCACUGCCCCAGAGAUGGCGAAUGCCGUCAUUUAUGCUGUAAGCGAACCAGACACAGCUGGGGGAAGAAUCUUCAGAGGGUUUUACAUGUAUUGCGGUGUGGACUACCAUCGACCGCCGACACUACGUAUGCAUUUGAAGUCCGCAAAGAAACACGCUCAAAACAACAUCAGCGUCGUGCGAGAGACAAUGGGAAGAGGCAGCUCGGACACUCCAUCUUGGACACCGAAACCACGGGUGGACAGUGCCAACGAUGCUCGAGUUACGCGCAGACAAGCCGCCACAAACAGUGCCAAAUACAAUGUCCAAAAGUCCAAAAAUGUCGUCCUUGCCAGUCUCUUCCAGGACCGUUGGAUCUCCGAAUACGAAGUGCUGGCGAUUCAAGAACCCUGGCGUAACCAUCGUACCUCCUAUCAUCCAUUGAAGACGCAUUUCCAGUUGGCAUAUCCCAAUGACAGGAACACAAGAGUGUGCUUCUACAUCAACAAGCGGGUUGAUGCCAGCACGUGGAAUGUGUCAUUCAUCACCAAAGAUAUCAUCGCUCUGGAGAUCAUCCACCCUGUCCUACACCAUAAAGUUUCCAUCAUCAACGUGUACAAUGAAUUAGGGACCAGCACCCUGGACGACCUGAGAUAG